Molecule: messenger RNA, 1555 nt
Organism: Anopheles darlingi
Lineage: Eukaryota; Metazoa; Arthropoda; Insecta; Diptera; Culicidae
Exons: 2
Coding region: 373-960 (195 amino acids)
Source: RefSeq, a predicted model, not a curated record
AAUGGGGUUCUCGUGAAAAAUAUUAUUUGUAAAAUACUGUUUGUUUUGUUCUCUUGUAUUAGACCGAGAAUGAAAUAAGCGCAUGAGACUCUAGACUAAUCCGACCGAGAUAUAUUGCCUUGUGGCAGAUGCACAAUCUCUUUUCUAAUCUUUUUGUUCUGUUUACUGGUCGAAAACGGAAAUUUUGAUAUUCUACUGGCGAUAGGCCCAGAUGAAAUGUUCCAAAACAUACGCAGACAUGUACGCGUACGCAUCGCAGGUAUACAGUCAUCUACUGUACCCGAAAAUUUCACAUUCGUUAGUUUUGCUUUGCUGUGAGGUCAACCGUUACAAGUGCCUGAGAACUUUGAUUCCUUUUGUGAUUGUGUAGCGAUGGCCGUUUCUGAGCAAAACCAUCCGUUAAUACCUCGAGUUGAUGUCGUAUUUUUGGCGUACAGAUGUUCUGAUAUCAACAGGCAAAUGCAACCGAAAGUAACGCUGGACAGCGUCUGUACGAUUAGUUUAUUCGAACUGGAACAACAUCUACGCAUGAAACGUAGCGAACGGAGUAGGAUGUCCAUCGACGCCUACAAACAUUACAGAUGGUACAAUGCAGCACUUGUUUCUGAAUUGUGUGCCAUAAAUGGCGGGAGAAAGGAACGGCCUCUACUACGCGUAUUCCAUUGGUACAUCGAAACGUCCAACCGAAAUGCAUUCCUAAUCGAGGAGAAACAGUAUGAAGCAGUAUCAUUAGUGAUGUCAACCGAAGUCGAACACUGGUACUGCAGUGCUGGCGCUGGUAAGACUACGCACGGUAAACGUGUCAGAGUUUCUGAUACACAAAUGCAUAUAGAGAGCGGUCAAUCAUCCAUGUUAACCUCUUCGGCGCAUCGGUCGUUAUCUACCUCAAUGGCAAGCAAACCUACCAACUCUGGACAUAAAUUGUGUGUCCUUGAAAACAUCAAUGAGGAAAGUGCUUAAUACCAGUUCCACGCUUAACAGUUCGCUUUCAACGGAUAUAGUUAAUGUGCGUUACAGACGGUCAUUGGAAAGGUUGAAUGUCGGAAGAAGCGGUUGAAUGUAAAAUCAGUAAAUGUGAACUCCACCUUAGAUGUUUUUAACGAAUUAUGCGACGAGUUUCAUUUUUAUUCAAAACUUUUAUAUGUGUUGGAUAUCAAUAACGUAUGCACUCUUGAUUAAUAUAGACGACUACAUUUCAUUACACUUAAGCAGGAUAAUACUAUCUGCCAACAGCAUCUCGAAAAGUGCAAACUUCAUCGUUUUACAACAAACAAAACAACCGUAUUCCGCCCAAAUUCACAAUUUUGCUAAGUGGCGAAUGAACCAGAGUUUAAUUUUCUUUGCUUGAAAAAAUGUUGGCUGUUACAAGAAGUAUAUACGUUUUGCAGACAAACGAAACAAAAGUGGGAAAAAUAUAGACUGCAAACGUUCAUUUCUAAUCAUCUUGCACUAAGUGCCACAGCGUGUUUCACCUCAAAUGAUAAACAUUUUCUUUGGACAUAUGUAGACAGAGGUAUUUCAUGGCGUAGAUUAUCAUGUAACAACCACAGGCGAA